AUGUCAAUGCCGUUAAACCAGCAAACACCACCAGUGUCUAUAACCCCGCAAUCUUUCAACACUCACACAACGCACACUUCAAUCGGUCCGGUUGUUGCAGUCCUUGUUGUGAUCAUGGUCUUUGGUGUACUUGCUGUUAUGUUUGGAAAGCUCUGCUCGGGAAGGAGAAUCAUGGGUUAUGGCCAGUACGAUAUGGAGAGUUGGGCUGAGAGAAAAUGCUCUUCUUGCAUUGAUGGAAGGCUUAGCCCUCCGCUACAAAGGUCAAGUGUGCCUGCCACCUCUAGUUCAGCUUCAACGCCUGCCCAAACCCAAGAAACCAAGCAAGAAGAGCAAUCUCCUCAAUAUCCACCUGAGAAUCUUGAUUCUUAA
This is a messenger RNA of Dovyalis caffra, 369 nucleotides long. Lineage: Eukaryota; Viridiplantae; Streptophyta; Magnoliopsida; Malpighiales; Salicaceae. The record is from the annotation of a GenBank genome assembly.